Molecule: messenger RNA, 1617 nt
Organism: Lipotes vexillifer (Yangtze River dolphin)
Lineage: Eukaryota; Metazoa; Chordata; Mammalia; Artiodactyla; Lipotidae
Gene: CTTN
Product: cortactin
Exons: 16
Coding region: 1-1617 (538 amino acids)
Biological process (GO): cell migration; regulation of actin filament polymerization
Cellular component (GO): lamellipodium; plasma membrane; site of polarized growth
Molecular function (GO): actin filament binding
Source: RefSeq, a predicted model, not a curated record
AUGUGGAAAGCCUCGGCCGGCCACACCGUGUCCAUCACCCAGGACGACGCGGGAGCCGACGACUGGGAAACUGACCCUGAUUUCGUGAAUGAUGUAAGUGAAAAAGAGCAGCGAUGGGGGGCCAAAACCGUCCAGGGGUCUGGGCACCAGGAACACAUCAACAUACACAAGCUGAGAGAGAAUGUGUUUCAAGAACACCAGACCCUCAAGGAGAAGGAGCUCGAAACGGGACCCAAAGCCUCGCACGGCUACGGAGGGAAGUUUGGUGUGGAGCAGGACAGAAUGGACAGAUCAGCUGUCGGCCAUGAGUAUCAGUCGAAGCUUUCCAAGCACUGCUCGCAGGUCGACUCCGUCCGGGGGUUUGGAGGCAAGUUUGGUGUCCAAGUGGACAGAGUUGAUCAGUCUGCUGUGGGCUUUGAGUACCAGGGGAAAACUGAGAAACACGCCUCGCAGAAAGACUACUCGAGCGGUUUUGGUGGCAAGUACGGCGUGCAGUCUGACCGCGUGGACAAGAGCGCCGUGGGCUUCGACUAUCAGAGCAAGACGGAGAAGCACGAGUCGCAGAGAGAUUACUCCAAAGGUUUUGGUGGCAAGUAUGGUAUCGACAAGGACAAGGUGGAUAAGAGCGCGGUCGGCUUUGAGUAUCAAGGCAAAACCGAGAAGCACGAGUCGCAGAAAGACUACGUGAAAGGCUUUGGAGGGAAGUUCGGUGUGCAGACAGACAGGCAGGACAAAUGUGCCCUUGGCUGGGAUCACCAGGAGAAGCUGCAUCUGCACGAAUCCCAAAAAGAUUAUAAGACUGGUUUCGGAGGCAGAUUUGGUGUUCAGUCCGAGAGGCAGGACCCCUGUGCUGUGGGCUUUGAUUACAAGGAGAGACUGGCCAAGCACGAGUCCCAGCAAGACUACUCCAGAGGCUUCGGUGGGAAAUACGGGGUGCAGAAGGACCGGAUGGAUAAGAACGCUUCCACCUUUGAGGACGUUGCCACUGUGGCCUCCACUUAUCAGAAGACUGUCCCUGUUGAAGCAGUGAGCAGCAAAACCAGUGACAUCAGAGCGAACUUUGAAAACCUGGCGAGGGAGAAGGAGCACGAGGACAGGCGGCAGGCGGAGGCGGAGCGGGCGCAGAGGAGGGCGAGGCAGCAGCGGGAACAGCAGGCGGCGCGCAGGCAGCUGGACGAGCAAGCCCGGGCCCAGAAGCCCACGCCCCCCGCGUCGCCCACGCCCCAGCCGGCCCAGGAGAGGCUGCCUUCCAGCCCCGUCUGCGAGGCCGCGGCUCCGUUCCAGGCCGAGCCGAGCCACACCGGUGAGCCUGAGCCGGUGUACAGCACAGAGGCCACCGAGUACCGGGAGGCCUAUGCCCCGGAGGCCGUCUACGAAAGCACGGAGGCCCCGGGCCACUACCAAGCAGAGGAGGGUACCUACGGUGAAUAUGAGAACGACCUUGGAAUCACAGCCAUCGCCCUCUAUGACUACCAGGCUGCGGGCGAUGAUGAGAUCUCCUUCGACCCCGACGACAUCAUCACCAACAUCGAGAUGAUUGACGAUGGCUGGUGGCGCGGGCUGUGCAAGGGCAGGUAUGGGCUCUUCCCCGCCAACUACGUGGAGCUGCGGCAGUAG